UCCCAAACAAAAGCCAAGUUUGUGGUUUCCCUUGUGGCGAUGCCAGGUAUGCAUAACAUGUGGUUAACAUAGACUAAAAUUGUGACGUGUCGACAUUGCCUUGUACUCUUUUCCACUCAAUUGGGCAGUAUCAUGUUGCCCAUCCUUCUGAAUGGCAAGUUGCAGGAGAAAUUUGAUGGAUUCGCUUGCCUUUCGUUCCCAUUCUUCAGCUCCCUAUACAAAUACAAAUAAAAUAGGCCUAAAUUUGAGAGCCGUGGCCCUGGGACAUUCCCAGAAGCUUACAGAGAUAUCCAAUUAUAAUAGAUUUCAUGCCAAAUCGAGUCUUGUUUGUUGUUGUUCAUCUUCUGCGAAAUACGAGGUGCAGGAGGGUCCGUCCUGUAUAUUUGUGGGACCUCUCGAAACUGCUACAAAAGAUAUGCUUGAAGCUCUCUAUCACCAGGGUAACUUGGAACAUCAUUGGGCCCAUAGCUGUUUCUCGGAGGAAUGGGUGCCAUUCUUGGAUAUGUUGCUACAAGUAUUUAUGGGUCACUUGGUUUUGGCACGGGACUCUUAUUACAGUGGCCGGCCCCUGAUUCUUGAUGACAUGUUUGAUAAGGUGGAGCUAAAGCUCCGAUGGUAUGGAUCAAGGUCAGUUGUAAAAUAUCCUCGCUGCAGCCUAAAGCGGCAGUCCACAUAUGCUGAUGCCGAGGUUGAUCAUUCUCAGACUUUGGCAUUGGCUAGUAUAUGGGCAUCUCUGCUUGUAUUUGGCAUAAUAGCCUUAGUUGCUCCACCUGUCUGUACGGUGAGUGUAAUCUAUCAAGAUGCAGUACAUAUGCAAUUGACUCCUCAUUCAUCUAUGCUUGCAUCGAAGUCACUCACAGCAGCAAAUGGGAUUCUUGCAAUAGUACUGAGUUCCUCAAUUGGAUAUCCUAUUACCGUGUCUGCUGGUAGAGCGCUGCAAGGCCUCUGGAGGAAUGACUUAGUGGCACUGAAGGGUUCAUGUCCUGGCUGCGGAGAAGAGGUAUUUGCAUUUGUCAGGGCAGAUGAGUCAGUGCGUCCUAGACAUAAAACAGAAUGCCAUGUCUGUGAACGUCCUCUUGUGUUCCAUGCAAAGGUGGAGAAUUCAAUGUCAAAUCCUGGCAGUCGAUGGGUACAUGGACGUGUCUACCUGGUUGCACGACUCAAAGAUUUGGGUCCUCAAGGCUCUCAAUGAAGUUAUGAACUGAUUAGAGGUCCACAAGAAUAAUGACUUCCUCGGCUGCAAUUGAUUGCUUAGGCUUACAUGGUUCACUUCACUGUUGUAUGUUUUCCAACAUACAUUGAAAAAUAUUUACCAAUGCAACGCUAAGUCUAGUUUAACUGUGAAUGAAGCUAAUUUAAUUUGGAGGGGGAGCUAGCUUUUACCUUUCGUUUCUGGAGUAGAUAAUUGGAUCCAUCUUGACAACAUAGAUAGCAAAAAGAUGUGCUGUAAACAUUCUUUCAAGAGUAGAAGAUUUAACAUAAAAAAUUUGUUACAUUUCAUGAAAGCUUAGUUACUGUUAAUUUUUUUGCACACAUAGCUUUAUCAUGAAGCAUCUAGUGCCAUAAUUGGAAAUGAACAUUGAAGGCAUUCAGAAAAUGA
Molecule: messenger RNA, 1600 nt
Organism: Cryptomeria japonica (Japanese cedar)
Lineage: Eukaryota; Viridiplantae; Streptophyta; Pinopsida; Cupressales; Cupressaceae
Product: PGR5-like protein 1A, chloroplastic
Exons: 8
Coding region: 152-1192 (346 amino acids)
Biological process (GO): photosynthetic electron transport in photosystem I
Cellular component (GO): chloroplast thylakoid membrane
Molecular function (GO): oxidoreductase activity, acting on iron-sulfur proteins as donors
Source: RefSeq, a predicted model, not a curated record